This is a messenger RNA of Nothobranchius furzeri (turquoise killifish), 3285 nucleotides long. RefSeq names its product euchromatic histone-lysine N-methyltransferase 1a (gene ehmt1a). Lineage: Eukaryota; Metazoa; Chordata; Actinopteri; Cyprinodontiformes; Nothobranchiidae. Gene Ontology annotation, cellular component: chromatin; nucleus. Gene Ontology annotation, molecular function: histone H3K9 methyltransferase activity; p53 binding; zinc ion binding. Gene Ontology annotation, biological process: negative regulation of transcription by RNA polymerase II; peptidyl-lysine dimethylation. The record is from RefSeq and is a predicted model, not a curated record.
AGAUUGUUUAAAAAAAGGGCUAGUGCGUACAGAUCACGUGACGCGUGGAGCGGAAGUUGAUUGCUAGUGUCUGCAGCUUCUUCCUUCUACGUGUGGACACAAAGCUACAACGACUGCAGCAGUGAUGGACCAGAGUCGGGAUCCUGCACUGGGAAGAGGAUCCUUCAGUCCAGUUGCUGGUGCCUCCACUGGUUGUGAGGAACCAGGAGCUAAGAUUGGUCAGAGGCCCAGAUUGAUGGUGACUCCCUUCCACAACUCCUUAAUAGUCGCUAACGAUGCAGCAAUGGUCAGCAGGCGACCAGGAGCAGCUCCUGGCAGUCCGAACUUUGGUGCAGCUGUUGAAGGAAGGCCUUCUCCUUCUCCUUCUGCUGCUGCUGCUGGAAGCUCAGAGAAACAGAACCAAGCUUCAGGUUCUGCACAGAAAACAGCUGCAGAGAAAACUCCAACAGCGUUGCUUGGCAAGCCUGCUGGUAAUAAAGCUUCAACGUCUGAUCAGAUGGAUGCGCCGAUGCCUGAGCCCCAAACCAACCACGAUGGCAACGAUACCCCCCCCUUGGCCAAACCACAGGCUGCUCUGAAGAAGAGAAAGAGGAAAAUGGGAAUGUACAACCUCGUCCCCAAAAAGAAGACUAAAGCUGCUAAACAACAGGAGAAGAAGGAAGAGCCCAAAGUCGGUGUGGAGAACACUGCAGGACACACGGACACUAGGAAGGAGCUGCAGGUGGAGUCUGCGGAGUACACAGAGCUGGCUCUGGACUGCCUGGACCUGAAGGCUCAAGAGGAGCUGCUCUCGCCCCACCUCUCAGCUGCUACAGGAGAUGCUGAGGUGACAGGAACAGACCUAGGUGAGGAGUUACCGCUGUGCUGCUGUCGUAUGGAGACUCCCAACAGCUCAGGGAGUCAGUCGGUCCUGGCCUGGACCUGCAUGGCCAUGGAACACGCGGAUGGAACGACUUCCUGCCAAAGGCCCGUGAUGAAGCAGGAAAUGAUGCGCCCUUCCAAUGCAGUCCAGCUGCUGGUUCUGUGUGAGGACCACCGGGCCGGCAUGGUCAAACAUCAGUGUUGUCCUGGAUGUGGAUUCUUCUGCAGGCUGGGCUCCUUCAUGGAGUGCCGGCCGUACGGCAGCAUUUCCCAUCGGUUUCACCGCCAGUGUGCCUCCAUCUUGAAGGAUCGCAGGUUUUGUCCCCACUGUGGAGAAGAUGCCAGUGGAGCAAAGGAGGUUGUGGUUCCAAAGUCUGAUCCGUCCCCCUCAGUACCCAGAUCCAGUCCUGGACCGUCUCUUCCCGCUGCAGCCACCCUCCCGUCCCUCCCAACCAUUCCAGCUGUUCCUCAAAUACUCCGAGCUAAAAAGUCCAUGGAUCCCCAGAGGAGCAGAGCAGAGAGCUCGAGCAGGCCCAAAGGAGACAAACUUCCUAAAGAGUCCCUGGAAAGCAUCCUCAUGUCCCUGGAUGAUGAGAACCUGAAGCUAAAGAAAGUCAAGUAUCCAGCCAGGCAGCUGUUUGUCUCUGCAAAGGAAGGAGACCUGCAGAGGGUCAUUCAGCUUCUAGUUGAUGGGAAGGACCCAAACUUCCUGAUGGAGAGCCAGAAUAAACAAACUCCACUUCAUGUAGCAGCAGCAGAGGGUCACCGGGACAUCUGCCACAUGCUCGUUCAGGCUGGCGCCAACCUGGACACGUUUGACGAGGAGCACCGAACAGCGCUGAUGUCGGCCUGUGAAAACAACCAGCUGGAUACGGUGAAGUACCUGCUGAGAGCCGGAGCCGCUGUGGGACACAAGGACGUCCUGGGUUUCACCUGUCUGCACCUGGCAGCCAAACUGGGACACUAUGAAAUAGUCAGCCAUCUGCUCACUAAGGCAUCCAAAUACAUCAACUGUCAGGAUGAUGGAAGGUGGACCCCCAUCACCUGGGCCGUGGAGUACAAGCACAAGGAGGUGGCUCACCUGCUGCUGAACAAAGGCGCUGAUGUCAACAUCAGGGAUAAGGAGGAGAACAUCUGCCUGCACUGGGCAGCUCUGUCGGGCUGCGAGGACGUCGCCCAGGCGCUGCUGGAGGCUCGCUGUGACCUGAACUCUGUCAACAUUCACGGGGACACAGCUCUUCACAUUGCAGCUCGAGAAAACCACCUGGAGUGUGUGAUGUUGUUCCUGUCUCGCGGAGCUGACGUCACUUUGAGGAACAAGGAAGGAGACACGGCUCUUGACCUCAGUACUGUCGGCUCCAAGGUGUGGACAGCCCUCAACACCAACAAGAAGCUGACUGAAGCUCGGAGAGGACGCGACGGCCAGGGAGAGCGAGUGCUCAGCAGGGAUAUUUCUCGAGGGUAUGAGGCUGUUCCCAUCAGCUGUGUUAAUGCAGUCGACAGCGAGCCAUGCCCUGAGAACUUUAAAUACAUACCAGACACCUGUGUCACGUCCCCGCUGACUGUAGACAAGGACAUCACUCAUUUACAGCACUGCAGCUGCACAGAUGACUGCUCCUCCAGCACCUGCAUAUGUGGUCAGCUCAGUCUGAGGUGUUGGUACGACAGUGAUGGUCGCCUACCUCAGGACUUCUGCCAGUGGGAGCCUCCAGUGCUGUUUGAGUGUAACCACGCCUGCUCAUGCUGGAGAACCUGCAGGAACCGUGUUGUUCAAAAUGGACUCAGAGUUCGACUGCAGCUCUUCAGGACAGAGAAGAUGGGCUGGGGGGUGAGGGCCAUGCAGGAUGUUCCUCAAGGAACUUUCAUUUGCGAAUAUGUUGGAGAGAUCAUCAGAGAUGCCGAAGCUGACAGACGAGAGAACGACUCGUUCCUCUUUACGCUGGACAACAAGGUGGGGGAGGUUCACUGCAUCGAUGCCAGGCUCUUUGGCAACAUUGGUCGCUUCAUCAACCACCUGUGUGAGCCCAACCUGAUGGUGGUGAGGGUGUUCACCAUGCACCAAGACCUGCGCUUCCCCAAGAUUGCCUUCUUCUCCAGCAAGCCCAUCAAAGCUGGAGACCAGAUUGGGAUCGACUACGGGGAGAACUACUGGAGGGUGAAGAGCAAGUACUUGAGCUGCCAGUGUGGGUCUGUGAAGUGUCAGCAUGCUGUCGCCAGAUAGAAGCGUCAGAAACCCUGAACACCACCGCGAUCGUCCACGUCAGGCUCGGUUUUAACGAUGUUCUCACAGAUCAAACCUAUUUAUAAAGCAGCUGUGCUGUUUCAGCAGACGGAUGCUGCAGUGACACACAAGAGUGGUUCUUAUUCUGACUGUAUUUUAUAAACUGGCUUUUAUCACAUUCAUUAAACACAUUUUUAAAACUA